AUGCAGCACCCACAUCAAGGGGAGGAGGCCCUGCCCCUCAGCCUCCCCCCCACCCAUCCCAAGUGCAACCACUGCCACCUUCCCCUCAGCAAGGCCGGAAGCUCAACGGCGAACGACCGAGGAAGAGACGGAUCGCCGGGGGAGAGAACGGCAGGAGAGAGAGCAGACGCCCACGAGGUGAAGCUGCGACUCCGGCCCAGGCGAUCCUCCCUGACGAUCACCUGCCAGAAGGAAUUUAGUAACCUGUGCUCGCCCUCCUUGACUGGCAGCAGCGACGCCCUGAGGAGGAUCAGCAUGACGUCCUCAUCCGAUCCUGAGGAGGAUUACGUCGAGAAGCUGAAUUUCUCGGCCUGGAAAAGCGUCAGUCACGACCUGGAUAAAACGCCGCAGUACCACCCAAUGAACGUCAAGGAAAAGCCGCCUCUCUCCUCCUGGAAAAGCUGCUCGGCCCUGCAGGGAGAGAGAGAGAGAAAGCCAGACACCUUCGACCGAGCCACAAACCCUCGCCAGAGCUGGUCGUCGACCUACGAACGACGCAAGUCCGUGAGCUUCGACCUGCCGACGGUACAGCAGAUCAUGACCUACCCCCCUGAGGCCUGCUGUCCGAAGUGUCAUAAGGGACCUCGAAAGCCCAAGACUCUCGGAAGCAUGAACAAAGCCCUGAAGAAGUCUUGGAACAAAGGUAUCGGAAAACUGCACAUGCCCAAAAGUGGUUCAACAAAGGACAAGUUUGAGAAACCAGAAAUGAAAGCACAGAAUUUGUCGCCCCUUCCUUUCACGCGAAAAAAAGUUGAGAAGCCAAUCCCACCGCCUAAAAAGCCUCUCACAGAAUCUCUGAGUGCGUCCCCAAUGACCUUCCUCAGAAAGAAGAAAGUAGAGUUAGAAAAUGCAUCUUCUGUUCGAUCCAGCACAGGGAGUCACCUCUCUGAACAUUUGGGCAAGCUGAGUAAUUUUAAGGUCAACUUCCAAAGGCUGAGAAACCCUGCUCCUUUCGAACCAACACUGACUGGGUUCGCUAAAGACGCCAGUGAAUUCACAUCCUCAUCAAAGGCCAAGAAGGCAGAAGGGGACUCUGUUUCUAUCACAAGUUUCACGAGCAUCGAGUCCUCUGCUUCUGCAGUCAAGAAAAUGAAGAAAAAUAAGCUAGGGGGCAAAAAGUUUUACAAGAUGCCAGGUGUUAGUGAGCAGGAAGUGAAACUUCGGCCUCCUGUGAAACCAAAAUCCUCUGGCCCCUUAAAGGCUUUCAAGACAGCAAUCGGAAAGAAGUCCAAAAGCACAAUGGACUUGAGUGCUUUGGACAGAAAUCCGGACAACGGCCUCUCGAGGAGCUACGAUGAUAUUCUCAAAGAAAAUAAUUUCCCAACGCAAGACGAGUUCAUGGUUGAUGUGAGGAUGCUGACGCUCAGCCACGACUACAUCGAACCUGGGGACUUUGAUGAUGAUGACGACUACUAUCCAUACGUGCCACGACGGAGGUCCUUGGCGGAGCCUGAGACGAGAAGCCUCACAGGUAAGGAUUCGACUUCAAAAGGAAGUUCUUCUUCACUGAUGUCCAAGAUAGAAGAACCCAAGAGACCAGUUCCUGAGAAAAGAGAAAACCCUCCGGCGAAGAUUUGCAGAGAGGAAAGGACCGUAAAACAAGCUGAGGAAAUGGCAAAGGAAGAGGAACUAACGAACCAAAACGAUGAAGACAGUGGUGAGAAUGUCAGUGAACCUCCCAACAAGAGUCCAUUGUCCAAACGAGGAUCGGUCCACGACAUCAUCCUCAAAUACGAGACACUGGAGAGGUGUAAAAGCCAUGAGAAAAUUACCCCGCCCUCGCAGAUCAAGCCUCCAAUUCCUCCCAGGCCUCGUAAGAUAUCCAAGACCCACAGCAUCGAUGGCUUGACGGCAACGACAGCAAGACCCAUACAGAGGAAGCACAAGGGCCAUGCCUCAGCUGAAGAUGCUUCCUGGUUCGACCGAGAUAUGGCGAGUCUCAGUGACAGUGCAACACCCUCUUGGAGAGACUCCUCCUGGAGAGACUCAGCUCCUUGGGCUCAAGACUACAAUGCAAGGGUUAAAAAUAAAGGGAAAAAGAAGCCUAUGGCAACCCCGAGAUCGUCUCUAAUGCCACCGAAAGAGCGACAAAGGCCUGAUGAAGAACAAAAAACACAAGACGAGUGUCUGGCCAAAGUGGAAUUGCAAGAAAACAAAGACGAGAAAAUCCGAAGUGAAAAGGGAAAUGCAGUGCGUGAAAUGGACAUACCGAGCGUGAUUGUCACUUCGGAGGCCGAUAACAUGAUCGAAAAUGACAAACAAGAGAGGCAAAGUGAUGAGCCUGAGCAGAGAAAAGCGAGUCCCAUUCCAGUUCAACACACAGAGCUAAAGGAAUAUCCCAAAGAGGUAAGUUCAAGGAAGUCUUCAGCCGAAGAAAAGUAUCCCAUAAAACACACUCUGAGUUCAAGUUCAACGGAGGAGCAAGGUUUCCUCUCCUCUCUUCACCGCCUUGUGAUGAAGACGCCGAGCCUGAGCUCAGGUGACGACCAGCCCAGUCUCAAGCAAAGGAUUGUCAAGCGGCUUUCCAGCGUGAGCUCCUCAGAGGAACGCGAGGCUUUAGAGAGAUCCUUGGGGAAGUCUUCGCCGCGAGGAUCCGGCAAGAAGAUCCCCCCUAAGCGACCUCCUCCGCCGAAGCUUCCUCUCGAGAAGCUCAACAGCUACAACCAAUAUCUCAACAUCGACCCCUCGAAAGUGCCCGAGACGCCGCCUCCGCCGAAACCGCCAAGGCUCUUUCAGAUCCUAUCAGGCUACAGGAAGCCCCCAGAGUCUCCAUUCCUCUCCAGCGUCCACAACUACCGCCGCUUCUCCCUCGUGGAUAGCGACUGUGAGAUCAUCCGCUCGGAAAUCUACGCCAAGCAGCAGCAGUCCGACGAAAUCAGCCAUCCCGACUCGGCCACAGAUGGAGAGACCGACGGCGGCGAGACCUACACCAAGUACCGUCUGGGGGAGACCACCGACGACGAGUCCUUGUUAGAUUUCCCAGUGGCUCCCGAGCAAGACGACGCGCUGGAAAUGCCACCAGAGUCCCCUCAGCCGCGCGGGACGGAUUCCCCGCUGAAGUCUGAGGAUGAGAACGACGACCCUGCAGAAGAGAAGGGCCAAGGGAAGGUUGAGUCGCCCUUCCCCUACUUCGCGGCGGCGCCGAGCGACAUGGCGUCUCCUCAGAGCGAGUACGAUAAUGUCGGACACGACCGGCAGGGUUGGGCAACUAGUAAAUCGGAGGCGAGAUGCAUUGAGGUGAUUCUGGGGCCAGAGUCCAGCCAGAGUGAGCAGCAGGACGACAAGAAGGAUGCUAACAAGGGAACAGACGAUUGCAUGAGUUACCCUGACCAUGCUGACGUCGUAGCGAAGCGGAGCCAAAGAAGACGUCGUUCCGAGAGCGAAAGCUCCAACAGAAGCUUUCGUGAAGAGCGUCGGAAUUCAAGGCUCUUGGACGCGACGGCCUCAGGUUCUUCCACGCCGGCGAGGGAGGCUUCCAAGUCUCCCUCGCCAGUCCCGGCGCCGCGGUCCCGCCCGGUGCCGUCGCCCAGGUCCUCCAAGCCGUCUUCGGCGCCGUCGUCACGCCCGACUUCAGCCAUGUCUACCACGGACCGCCCCCUCCUGGCGAUGUUCUUCGAAAAGCUCUUGGAGAACCAUGCGAACCAGGGAGAGGGCUCGAGGCUCAGCAUCUCGGCGAACGACCUCGACGACCCGCAAGUCAAGGCCGAGUCGCCGCGCGGAGCUCCCAACUCAUCAAAAUCCGAGAACGACUUUCUCUCCGACGCCGCUCGGAGCGAGGCCGCCAGGGACCACAGGAAGGACCCCGAGAGGAGGACCACUUCCCCGGCCACCUCCGCCACGUGCAGCGACGUGAGUUCGCUGUGCGAGUCGCCGAAGUGCUUCAGCAAGAGCUUCGUGGGCAAACGACCCACGAUAGACCACGGGCGCCUCGAGACGCGGCGCUGCGUCUCCGAGAACGAGCUCCUGGAGGCGACGUCGAAGUGCGGCCCCGCCUCGCCCACGUCAUCCAACGCCAGCGCACCCGCACGCCCGCACGCUAGGCCGCGGCAGAGACCAGCGCUCACCAGGAGCAACGCCGUCAUCUCCUCCAGCGACGAGGACUUCCAGGAGAGCUCGCAGGACGCGGUGGUGGUGGUGCCGGGGGGGCGCAAGCCUCCUGCGAGGGGCGUGUGGGUGCGGAGGGCGUCGGACUCCCUCCUGACGGGGGCCAAACACCUCGACGACACGGGGGGGAGGAAACACUCCUUGACCGAGACCGGUUACUCUGGGGACUCCGAAGACGAUGAGGAGACUCGACCCUCGCUGACGGAGAAAGAGCGGUGUCUCGUACGUCGAAAUUCCAGCCUUAAUACACAGCUCUCUCGCCUUCAGCUGCACGUCAAGACACUCAGCUGCGAGAACAAUUCGCUGAAAAACAAGAUGGAGGUGGAACUCGAGCGGCCCCUGGAGUUCCGGGAGAAGGAGCGCCACCGCCAGAGGGAAGUGCAGGUCCUCAAGAAGAAAAAUUCCGAACUGGCAACCAUCACGAGGAAGCUGGAGGAAAAAGUGCGCAGUCUCGAGAAGAAAACCAAAGAGUCGCCCUCGACGGAGAGACGGAACAACUUCCUCGCGCGGCAGAAGGAGAAGGACGCCCUGUACGAGAAACAGCUGCUCGAGCGCGACCGGGAGAUCCAGAGACUGAAGGCCCGCAUGAAGGAACUGGUUCGGAAGCUCACCGGCAAGAAUGGCGAGAUCACGAGAGCGCAGAGCACCUUAGAGCUAGAGCAGAUUAUUCGCACGGUCGCCAAGGAGAGGUUGCAGCUGGAGCGGCACCUGGCUGUCGCGAAUGAGGUGAGUACCCCGAUUGUUGUUGUUGUUAUUGUUGUUGAUUGUUGA
Messenger RNA from Penaeus vannamei (Pacific white shrimp), 4914 nucleotides. The record is from RefSeq and is a predicted model, not a curated record. NCBI's taxonomy places the organism in Eukaryota, Metazoa, Arthropoda, Malacostraca, Decapoda, Penaeidae.